This is a messenger RNA of Pelobates fuscus (common spadefoot toad), 4938 nucleotides long. It is a transcript of the gene ZNF804B, whose product is annotated as zinc finger protein 804B. Lineage: Eukaryota; Metazoa; Chordata; Amphibia; Anura; Pelobatidae. The transcript is spliced from 4 exons. The record is from RefSeq and is a predicted model, not a curated record. Gene Ontology annotation, cellular component: nucleus. The coding region runs from base 739 to 4653 and encodes 1304 amino acids.
CCCAGCAUAGCGACACACAAAUAUAUGGAAACACGCAGAAAUACUGAAAGUUAACCACAGCAAAUGAGAGUCAUCUUUACACAGUAGCUAGAUUGAAAAAAAAAAAAAAUGCUGAAUUUUCAGUAACGAUAAGCACACAUCAUUCAGUUCCUCUCUUUAGUCCAGGGAAACACAUUGCAAACAAUGCUCCUGGAACUCGACCACUCUGUGUGAUUUCAGAAUUCUAGAAUUUUGAGGACAGAUACAUUUAUAAGGAUCACAUCUUACUCCCAAGCUGAAGGUGCAUGCAUUGGGAUGAACUGCCUGCAGCAGCACGGUGAGGACUUAAGUCAUGGACUGCUGCUAACAUAGGAUAACUGGAUGUGUCACCCACCACAUGCAUGCAAAGGGGGGACUCUGCUAUUAUCCAUGGGUGACCACUGACAGCUGAAAUCUUCAUCUCUCACUUAGGUUUUUAGGAUUUCGCUUCUUCAAAGUAGGGAUUACGGAUCUCCAUGCUUUGUUGCUUUAUCCACUGGUGGAGGAGACAGUUGAGAAGCAGCAACAUCUGACCACAAGACAGAGAGGCAUCAUCGGUUAAGUCUCUCUUUCCCUGCUUUCCUUUUCAGAUUUUCUUUAGCAAAGCCUUGGCAGUCAUCUCAGCUCUAGAUGCAAGGGAUUCAUGUUUGUAUCUCCAGCCUGCAUAACUGCUAGAGCUGCCGAGCCCUGGAUAAACACAUAUGGGAGACAGAGGACCGUAUGGCGUGCUACUACCUUGUUAUCAGCUCUACUCAUCUAAGCAAUGGGCACUUCCGUAGCAUUAAAGGAGUUUUCAGGGGCCCUCUCCGUAAGACUGGCACCACCUUACCGGGCUAUGCCGAAAAGGGAAAAAGCAUAGCAAAUGCUCUGGAGGAUCUGAAAGCUAAUUUCUAUUGUGAAUUAUGUGACAAACAGUAUCACAAACACCAGGAAUUUGACAACCACAUCAAUUCUUAUGACCAUGCACAUAAACAGAGACUCAAAGAAUUAAAACAAAGGGAAUUUGCUCGGAAUGUUGCUUCAAAGUCCUGGAAAGAUGAAAAGAAACAAGAGAAAGCACUUAAACGUCUACAUCAACUUGCAGAACUACGCAAGCAACCAGAUUGUGUGUCGGAUGACUGUCCAAUAUACAAAACACCAAGGUUAAGUGGCCCACAACAAACGUUUUUCAAAAGCAAAGAUGACAGAAUUGCAAAUUCCAGAUGUACAGUUUUGUGCAAAGGAGAUUCUGUCACCAGCAGCAAUAUUACAGAAGAAAAACAAGACAUUUUAUUUGGCAGAGAUGUACUAAAUAAUGGCAGAUGCUGUUUUGUUGGAAACCAGACCCAACUACCUUUCUCAAAUAUCAACAAUGUCAGCAAUAGGGCAGGGGUCUCUUUCUGCUUCUCUAAAAAAGCUCCAUUGAAGCUAGAUUCUUCUGCUUCAGUUUUCAAUGAGAACACUGAAGAUGGUAAUGAAUGCAGUGAAAACCUCAACCAUAAAUCCAAGCAAAUGUCUGUAAGCUUUGGACACUAUGCACACUUGGAGGAGGAUGCAACAGAAAACAGCAUGCUGAUAGACAAGGAACAAACAGACAAAGAGGAGAAUGUCCAAGUCUAUGGAACAGCAAAUGCAGAGAUAUUUGAUGAUGAUGACCAUAGCAGAAUCACAAAAGAACAAACUGAAAUUGGGCAAUUGGACGUACAAACACAUGUACUUCAAUCUUCAGAGAUAAGUUGUCUAGAAAAUUUGAAAGAGACAAAACUAGAAGAUUUUUCAAGGUCUGAUAUUACGUCUGAAAAUCCAGAGACAAAGCAAUGCCAGGAGAAAAGUGGUAUUCUAGAAAAAUGUUCCAACAAGCACACAGUUGCAGAUGCAAUAUUAAUAGAACAAUUAUCACAGCUACUUUCGCAGAAAUGUGAUGAACCUGAGCCAAGUGAUAAUUCAAAUGCAGAAUAUCAUGAUGCCUCUAAUAAUACUGUUGAGAUCCAGAAUGAAUAUCCAAAAGUGGAAUGCAAGGAGCCUUUAAAUAACAGUGCCCAAACCAUUGCUCUGUCAUGCCUUAAUGUUCUAAGCAAAGAUGGCAAUACUAAUCUGCAGUGGCCCAGAGAACUUGUUCUCUUUACAAAGACAGAGCCUUCUAUUUCAUAUGCCUGCAAUCCAUUGUAUUUUGAUUUUAAAUGUUCUCCAAAAAAUAAGAUUACGAAGGCAAAUGAAAGAGUUGCAAAAAACUGUGAGGAACAUGAUCAAUUUAAAAACAGCAAUGAGAAAAAUGCCUCAGGUAUUUCUGUAGCAAUGGCAAAUGGAAACGAUAGUCAAUCUUCAGAAGGAAAAAGAGAAGAACAUAUUUUAAAGGAAAUAUCUGAAAAAGAUUAUGAAUCACAUAGCAAUUACAGCUUAACUAAGGAACUUGCACAAAAGACAAACUUGUGUAAUUUGCAUGACAAUACAACCCAAAUUUCCACCCACCUUGAUGCUUCGCAGAAUUGUAUUUUUAAAGAAAGCUGUCAUUCACGAAAACGUAAAAGAUCAUUUCAUGGACAACUGGAAAAUAGAAAAUCUGUUCAUAACAGGGUUAAUUGUGAACAUAAUUCAUGUUCUAAAGAUUCAAAAAGUACAAGUUUUAAGUCUUUAAAUCUUGUCAAUCUGAAUACAAUUGAUAAUGGCGAAGAUAUACAUUUUUACAGUUCAGAAAUAAACCAAUGUAGAAAUCUUAAUGAAAUACAUCAACAUGCACCUAGCUGUCUGGUGGAAAGUAGUAGUGAUUACAGUAAGUAUUCUGACUCAGAGAGUAAUACAAAUUCUUUAAGAUAUAGAAGAUCUUCACAACUAUUAUCACAAAGCAAUGCACCUGUACAUUCAGAUUCUACAGAUUCUAGUAGAUGGUCAACAUGCAAACAUGGAAACAUUCUCAGACACAAGACAAGUCUUAGAAACACUUUGGAAAGACAAAACUGCAUUACAGAAAAGCUCAACAAUGAGGUAUCUUCUGAAAAUGACUGCAUGUCCCAUGAGUUUGAAAAGAAACAGAAAUAUAAAUCAAGAAAUGAAAAGCACAAAACAUGUCGAAAGAGUUCAAAAAACAAACUUUCAGAAUCACCAUUGUGUUCUAAAUAUGUCAGGAAUGUGCAUCGAUCUAAAAAAAGGUAUAAAAGUAGUAGAAAUGAUCAAAUACCAGAAGGAUCACAAGUGAAACAAAUAAACAGGUGUGAAGAUGUACAUUUUAAAUGUAAUAAUCUUAGUGAUUUUUCAAAAGAGAGAACUGUUGGAUCUCUAAAAAGUGUUCAGGAACAGGGAACUUUUAAUAAAAGUGAAACAAAGGAGACAUCAUAUAAAUGUUAUUCUGAAAAGGUUGUCUCUCUUACAGACAACGGCACAGAAAACACUUCAGAAAAAAUUGUGAAGCAUAUAAUAGUUAAUGAGAAGAAAACAUUAAUCGCUGAGUUGCUUUUAGAAAGAGGGCACUCCACAAAACAAGGGGAAAAGGAAAUUGCUUCUAGAGAAUAUUCAGAAGGUUGUAGUAUGAAAUUAAAGAAUCACUCUCAGAGAUACUUCUCAGUUCAAUUUCCCCAAUCAGUACAUGAUACAACAGCACUGACAAAUGUAAGUGCAAGUCACGAAGGCAACCUUCAUUAUGAUACAAGUCAGAUGCCAGAAAACAGGACUAGGAAUGGAAAACUAGAAACAUCAAAAAGUUACGAAGUUGCCGUUUCUACAAAUCUUAAUCAUUGUGUUUUUGAGGAUAUCAUCCAUAUAGGCAGAGAAUGUCGAACCUUGAAAACUGAGCAUCCGGUUUCUCUUGGGGAGCAAUCAAGACAAUUAAUUAAUGAAGUGCAACCUUUUAUGCAAAACUCUGACCCUAUUCCCUUCAAAUUCAAUUGUGAUUUAACCUCUGUAAGACAUUCGGGUGGAAUUGAUUCACCAGAGACCAAAGAACAUAAGAGACUGGGGCUACAUGAUGUAAAUAUGAACUCAAGCCCCCUUGAAGGAAACGGAAAAUGCUAUUAUGACAGUACUAUGCAGGACUUCAAUGUUGUGAACAAUCACCCAAGGUCACAUCAUAAAUCAGUAUCUCCUCCUAUAGCACAACCACCAAUAACAUUUUCACCAGAUGAGGUAGAUAAGUAUAGGCUAUUGCAGCUUCAGGCUCAGCAGCAUAUGCAGAAACAGCUAUUAUCAAAGCAUUUUAAAGCAUUACCUAACAAUGGACCAUCUGUUUAUUCAACUGCACAAGCUAUUCAGCCAGUUACGGUUCAACAGCAUCCUUCAAUCACCACAAUACACCAUGCCCUCAUGCAGCGUUAUGCAGUCACUGCUUCCAUGCAUUCACAUGUUAAUCAUCUCCCACUGACGCAUCUCAAUCAUUUUCCCCAAACACAAUUUCCUCCCAUAACCCUUUCUUCACUAACACCAACUCUAUUCCAACCACAUCCAACAUUCCUUGCUGGUCACCCUCUACAUUUAGUGUCUGCAACAGCCAUUCACCCUGCCCACCUGACUAUCCAAGCAAUUCCACACACAGCCCUAGUCCCUGCAAUCUUUAGCCCACAUCCAAAUGUAGGAGUACAUCCUGCUAUACAACUACAUCCUUUUAUUCACCCAUUAUUUCAAGGGCAUGAUUUUCAUCUUCAUUCUGGUCCAAAUCCAUCUCAUUAACAUUUUGAUGCACAAAAUGUAGAACUAUGUAAGGGCACACUUUGCAAAUUACACUCUUAUUAGUUCAGAUUUUUAAAAAAUAUUUCUUGACUACAACUUAUUGUCUCAAGCGCAAAUAUUUAGGCCUUUGAAAUGAUUACAUAUUGUUUAAAAAUAUUGAGAAAUAACAAAUUAAACUCUCUAGCAAGUAAAUGAAAAUAUAAUUUUUAGAGUCACCAAAACAUCAAUUUAAAAAAAAAAAAUUGCCUCCAUACGGCUAUCUAAUUAUUGGUUAGAAGUAUUUUU